GGAGAUAAGCACCGUAGAUUUCCUGAAUUUACAUACUCUAACUCCGAGCUGGAUAUGUCUUCUGUGGAUUGUGAAGAUAGAGAUCCCGCUCCUGGUACACCAAGAGCCGCUGUUACCAAUGGUGAUUCAUUAAUGAGACUUCCAAGUGUCUCGUAUGACAAGAAUGACCUGAUUCAUGACAUUGGUGGAGGUGGCUCAGAAAAUGUUGUGGAAGCGGAGGAGUAUCUGAGUCCUGUGGAGCAGCAGCAUCAGCAUCACCAACACAGGCCAAAUUCUUUGCUUCGACUCUACGAUAGACAACAGAGCAAUAUUUCUGCUGCUUCUGCUCGUUCACCUGCUGAACAUUCUGAGUUCACUGAUGGAGCUAAGGGAGGUAUUCUUAGACAGGACAGUCAGAAAUUCAGGGAGAAGAAAUAUGGUCAUCUGACAGCUGCAGCCCGGGCCAAGCAGGAAAGAGAGUUACCUCAAAACAGGGGCAACAGCAUCAGUUCAAGAUAUAGUUCAGAUCCUAUUAAAUAUUUACGUGACAAAGAAGAAAUUGACUGGAAUAAUGUUGACAUGGAAGACUCCAGAGAAAGGUUGCCACAAAAGCCACUUAGUCCCAACGCCAUGAAGAUGUUUUCGAACAUUGUACUUCCAGUUGAUGAGGAAGAUUACUUGCGGCCUGGGGCUGCAGCACAAUCGCUUGCUUAUUUAGACCUUGAUGGCAAAGGUUACUACCAAAAUGAGAAAAACACAGAGGCAGCCUAUGAUGACUCAUUUGCAGAUGAUGAUGAUGACACCCUGCCCGAGCCAGUCUAUUCAGCUAAUGACAACAGCGGUGGCAAUCAUCGGCACCGUCAGGGGGACAAAUCGGCUACUACAGUGGCUGUGGCCAAUCCUGAUUACUUUGAAGAGAAUGACGUUGAUGUUUGGGAACAGAAAAAGCCACUACGAAAUGGUUAUCACCUUGUUCCUAGCAGCUCUAUAUCUCCUGUGCAUAAAAACAGCAAAGACAAUUCAGAUUCAUAUUAUAAAAGUAUGAAAGCACCCACGCAGUCCAGUCCAGACUUUUCACAAAGGUUGAAUACAAAAGUGACUAUGUCUGGUCUUCAAUUAGACGACCCUGUGUCUAAAGUUUGA
Molecule: messenger RNA, 1122 nt
Organism: Candidula unifasciata
Lineage: Eukaryota; Metazoa; Mollusca; Gastropoda; Stylommatophora; Geomitridae
Source: the annotation of a GenBank genome assembly